AUGGCACUUGCGAGACAACCGCGGAAGGCUUCAAUGGCCAGUGGUGCAAGAAAAUACUUACUAGAUAUUGAAGCGACGAAAGUGAAACACGAUGUUUCAGGUGAUCGUUGUGAGCUGCAAGGCACUUGCCUUACACAUCCAUGUGAAAGAGGUGAAUGUAUUCAGCUGUCAUUUGACAGUCACUCCUGUAGCUGUCCCAAAGGCUAUGAGGGAACGAGAUGCGAGAUACGCAUAGACUACUGCAAGCGAAAUCCUUGUCUCAAUGGUGGAUCAUGUGAAUCACUGAUUGGAGAGCACAAAUGUCAUUGUAUCAAUACGAUUCACAGGUGCAAAUUGCGAGACGGAUAUUGA
Messenger RNA from Ostertagia ostertagi, 351 nucleotides. The record is from the annotation of a GenBank genome assembly. NCBI's taxonomy places the organism in Eukaryota, Metazoa, Nematoda, Chromadorea, Rhabditida, Trichostrongylidae.